AAAACCGUCGCGUGGGUUGCCUACCCACGAUCGUGCCAAUAUUUAGAUUUUUGGGCAUUGCGAAGAAUGGACUUUGAAAUUAAGGAAACACUAGCGGCAGCCCAAUCGUAUCUGAACAAUCUGAAUCUCGUCAACGGUGAGCUGAAAAAUGCCGAGAAGCAAAUACGCGAAACGUACGAGGAAACGGUCAAAAAUAUCUCGGAUACGUUUUCUAACCUAGAGAAAUGUCUAGAGCAUUUGUUAAAAAUAAGGCGCAACGCGCUACUGGAAGAAGCUGAACAGAUCAAGGAAAGGGGCUUGCUGCCCCUGAAACAGUCUUUAAAGAUUGUAUCGGAGAAGAUUGAUAAUACAAACCAGCUGAUCGUUCUGGGCCAGGCGAUCAACAAGUCUGGGAAUGACGACACAGUGGACGCGUUUUUAGGGAGCGCUAGUUUGUUGGGAACCUUGCCCGAAGUGCCCGAGCUCAAAGAAGUGCCUUUCAUUAGUUUUCAAGUGGAGCCGUCUCAUCGGCAAGACAUUGAAACUAUUUGCUCCAAUUUCGGCGAAAUUUAUCACAUUGGCCCCGUGCAGAUAAAGACUGCCCAAGAAAAGCCCGGUGCCAUACUAGUUGAGUGGGAACAGCGCAUUGACAACGAGGACAGGUGCAGGGACGUGCAAGAAUUUCGGUUGCAGAGAGUAUCGGGAGACGUAACAAAAUAUACAAAUUUGACAGAUCACUUUCUCGAUUGUUACAUAGGGGCGGACACUCAGUUUUUAGCGCGAGACUUGCAAGUAUCGCGGCCAUAUUCGUUUCGUGUUUGCUGCAAGUUCGACGGCACUACUGAGUGGAGUCCGUGGUCUGUGGCGCAAGUCGCCCUCACCAACGUUCGCGGCUUUUGUUGGCGGCAAACUUCCGGCUUUAGACUGUCUCACAACGACAAGAUCGCCCAGGCUUUGGGUGACCAUGCUACGAUCCUGUACUCAGACGGGCCUCAAGUUUCCGCACACGAUUCUGUCGAAUUCACGAUUUUAGAGGUGGACACAGCGGACGCCUUCCUUGGCUUGAUCCCUCGCGAUGAUUUAAAUUUGAAAAAAUUAAUCGACGACAAAGGCGGAUCUCUGGUUUUGACUCGGGACGGCAGAAUUUUCAUCGACGGUGUCGAAAAAUCGACGGUCUUGCCACAAUUCGUCAAAGGGCUAAAGGUUUGUUUUUCCUGCGAAAGGUUACCGGGUUCCAAGAUACGAGUUAACGUGGACUCGAGCGAUAAACGAGUCACCUACGAUUGGCAGACCGACGAUUCACCAUUGCAUUUUGCUUGCCAGCUUUGGUCCAACCGGUGGAAAAUUAUGGUCGAAUGACGCGUAUAUAUAAUCAUUGAUUUGUAUAUUCUACACCAACUGAAUCAAUAAAUCGUUACAU
This is a messenger RNA of Cylas formicarius (sweet potato weevil), 1399 nucleotides long. Its product is annotated as cytokine receptor-like factor 3. NCBI's taxonomy places the organism in Eukaryota, Metazoa, Arthropoda, Insecta, Coleoptera, Brentidae. Gene Ontology annotation, molecular function: protein binding. The transcript is spliced from 6 exons. The coding region runs from base 67 to 1338 and encodes 423 amino acids. The record is from RefSeq and is a predicted model, not a curated record.